Bactrocera oleae (olive fruit fly) is the source of this 750-nucleotide messenger RNA. The record is from RefSeq and is a predicted model, not a curated record. Lineage: Eukaryota; Metazoa; Arthropoda; Insecta; Diptera; Tephritidae.
UUAUUUCUGAGAAGUACUAAAGUUAUUAAGCGAGUGCAUGAGUACUUAGCUACAGUCGUUUCAUAAAUUGGCAAAAUAUAAAACUAAGUUACAACUCAAUCAAAAAAAAAAUUAGAAAAGUGAAUCAUAUAUUGCCGUAUCUAAUAACUCAGAACAAAAAACUUCUCAGUAAUGCCAAUACUGUACUUAUACAUAAGCUAUUAAUUAAGAUAUACAAAUUGCGCAUCACUUACAGCAACUCGAUGCAAUUAGUGAUUACUAAAGGGCGCCGAUAUAAAAGAGGCUUUCAUCACCGAAAUGAAGGUAGUCUUACUAACCUUUUCAAACGUAAUUUCUAUUUCCUUGUGAACUUAAAGAUGGGCAACAAAAUCUGCCUUAUUUUCCUCAUGAUUUUUACAUACUUUACGGCUAUGGCAUUAGCACGUCCACAGGGUUCGGGUACUUCUUGCGGCCCAAAUGCACAAUUCACCACUUGCGGCACCGCUUGCCCGGCCAAAUGCAGUGAUAAUCCUUUGUUGGGCACAAUUUGCACGGCACAGUGCGUCGUCGGCUGUGAGUGCAAUUUCGGAUAUGUGCUGAACGAUGCGGGCGAAUGUCUGAGGAGAAGUGAAUGUUAAGCGAAACGAAAACACAUGACGCUAUCUUUACAGUUAUGUUUAAAAGGAAGAUAUUACUACUUUGUAACUUUUUCUUAUAGACGAACAACGAAUUAAAUUGUCAACCUCAACUGCAACUUGACAUGGGUAUAAA